AUGAACGAGGUGUCUGUCAUCAAAGAAGGCUGGCUCCACAAGCGCGGUGAAUACAUCAAGACCUGGCGGCCCCGGUACUUCCUNNNGAAGAGCGACGGCUCCUUCAUUGGAUAUAAGGAGCGGCCCGAGGCCCCCGACCAGACCCUGCCCCCCUUAAACAACUUCUCUGUUGCAGAAUGCCAGCUGAUGAAGACCGAGAGACCGCGGCCCAACACCUUCGUCAUACGCUGCCUGCAGUGGACCACAGUCAUCGAGAGGACCUUCCAUGUAGACUCUCCGGAUGAGAGGCAAGAGUGGAUGCAGGCCAUCCAGAUGGUUGCCAACAGCCUCAAGCAGCGGGGCCCAGGUGAGGAUCCCAUGGACUACAAGUGUGGCUCCCCCAGCGACUCUUCUGCAGCCGAGGAGAUGGAAGUGGCAGUUAGCAAGGCGCGGGCCAAGACCAUGAAUGACUUCGACUAUCUCAAGCUCCUGGGCAAGGGCACCUUUGGCAAAGUCAUCCUGGUGCGGGAGAAGGCCAGUGGCCGCUACUAUGCCAUGAAGAUCUUGCGGAAGGAGGUUAUCAUCGCUAAGGAUGAAGUCGCCCACACGGUCACCGAGAGCCGGGUCCUCCAGAACACCAGGCACCCGUUCCUCACUGCACUGAAGUAUGCCUUCCAGACCCACGACCGCCUGUGCUUCGUGAUGGAGUACGCCAACGGUGGCGAGCUGUUCUUCCACCUGUCCCGGGAACGCGUCUUCACGGAGGAGCGGGCCCGCUUUUAUGGUGCGGAGAUCGUCUCAGCCCUGGAGUACCUGCACUCGCGGGACGUGGUGUACCGUGACAUCAAGCUGGAAAACCUCAUGCUGGACAAAGAUGGCCACAUCAAGAUCACUGACUUCGGCCUGUGCAAAGAGGGCGUCAGUGACGGGGCCACCAUGAAAACCUUCUGUGGGACCCCUGAAUACCUGGCGCCCGAGGUGCUGGAGGACAACGACUACGGCCGGGCGGUGGACUGGUGGGGGCUGGGCGUGGUCAUGUACGAGAUGAUGUGCGGCCGCCUGCCCUUCUACAACCAGGACCACGAGCGCCUCUUCGAGCUCAUCCUUAUGGAGGAGAUCCGCUUCCCGCGAACGCUCAGCCCUGAGGCCAAGUCCCUGCUUGCUGGGCUGCUUAAGAAGGACCCCAAGCAGAGGCUCGGCGGGGGGCCCAGUGAUGCCGCGGAGGUCAUGGAGCACAGGUUCUUCCUCAGUAUCAACUGGCAGGACGUGGUGCAGAAGAAGCUCCUGCCACCCUUCAAACCUCAGGUCACAUCUGAGGUUGACACAAGGUACUUUGACGACGAGUUCACCGCCCAGUCCAUCACAAUCACACCCCCGGACCGCUGUGAGUAUGACAGCCUGGGCUCACUCGAACUGGACCAGCGGACCCACUUCCCCCAGUUCUCCUAUUCGGCCAGCAUCCGAGAGUGA
Messenger RNA from Lipotes vexillifer (Yangtze River dolphin), 1449 nucleotides. It is a transcript of the gene AKT2, whose product is annotated as AKT serine/threonine kinase 2. The coding region runs from base 1 to 1449 and encodes 482 amino acids. NCBI's taxonomy places the organism in Eukaryota, Metazoa, Chordata, Mammalia, Artiodactyla, Lipotidae. The transcript has 14 exons. Gene Ontology annotation, molecular function: protein serine/threonine kinase activity; ATP binding. Gene Ontology annotation, biological process: protein phosphorylation. The record is from RefSeq and is a predicted model, not a curated record.